AUUAAACUAUAGUCCAAAAUAAAAUUCCCAUUCGCUCAUUAUACCGUUUGUUCAUGUAGUUUAUUUUUCCAUUGGCGCUAGAAGAAAAACAAAUGCAUUCAGCUUUCUUCCUCAUGUUCUCGCCCCGCCCUGAACCACGCAGUCAGAAAUUCCUUGUUCCUCAGUGCGCAAGGCAGCUAUGACUGAAGCAACAAUAAGAGAAGCACCUCCCUUUCAGCACAUUUUGGACAGAGAAAGAGUAGCGAAGAUAUGAACACAACCCAGUGCUGCAAUCGUGCUGCUUGACUGAUUACUGACACAGUCAAACUUUGACCUGUUCUUCACAACUACUGACUGACAGCAACACAACUGCAGAAGGAUGAAUUUAGGAGGAGGAAACCAGUGUGGACGUUGUAAGAAGACAGUCUACUUUGCAGAGGAGGUACUGUGUCAUGGUCAGAAAUUCCACAAGUGCUGCUUCCUGUGCUUGGUGUGUAGGAAGUGCUUAGACAGCACAACUGUUGCUGUUCAUCAGGAUGAAAUCUACUGCAGGACAUGUUACGGCAAGCUGUACGGACCAAAGGGCUACGGGUAUGGAGUGGGAGCAGGGACCCUCAACAUGGACAAGGGAGAGGGUCAGGGUAUCACCCAUGAAGAACCUAAGCCUCAUCGUCCGACCACCAACCCUAAUCCAUCUAAGAUGGCUACAAAAUUUGGUGGGUCUGAGAAGUGCCCUCGCUGUGGCAAAGCUGUCUACGCAGCUGAGAAAGUCAUAGGGGCUGGCAGUUCAUGGCACAAGACUGGUUGUUUCCGCUGUGCCGCAUGUGGGAAAGGCCUUGAGUCAACCACACUUGCUGACAAGGAUGGAGAAAUCUACUGCAAAGGGUGCUAUGCCAAAAAUUUUGGUCCAAAAGGAUAUGGAUAUGGAUCUGGGGCUGGAGCCCUGCCACUCACUCAGUAGACAUGCCCGACUGAAGCACAAUGUCAUCGGAGUGACGUAACUGUUGACACUCCCCAGCCACUACAUUAGGUACAUCUGGACAUCUAGUGAAAUCUUAUGCAAGAACUUCAUGAAAAUGAUACCUGUACUACUGCGCUUGUGUGUUUCUUCAUAACUGGAAUCCACAAAGCCAAUAAUAUGACAAACACAUUGUAAAACAAUAUGCCAAUCAAAACAGAACUUUUUGAUACAGAUGAAGUGGAUCUCCUCUGAUUGUGCAGGUUUGCUUAAUGUUGUGCUGGACUGCAUCAAGAAACAAACUGUUUGUUGUAAUAUCCUUACUUAUGUACUCCACUUGGUGUCCAUUUCACUUUUUAGCUAUCGAAUGUGGGCAUGCAUUAAAGCCUGUCCCACAAUUAACAAGUAUACUUUGACAACAUCCUCAUUGCUCAAGAUUAAUAAAGUAAAGAGUAAAACAAA
Molecule: messenger RNA, 1399 nt
Organism: Dunckerocampus dactyliophorus (ringed pipefish)
Lineage: Eukaryota; Metazoa; Chordata; Actinopteri; Syngnathiformes; Syngnathidae
Gene: csrp1a
Product: cysteine and glycine-rich protein 1a
Exons: 6
Coding region: 359-940 (193 amino acids)
Biological process (GO): sarcomere organization; muscle tissue development
Cellular component (GO): nucleus; Z disc; cytoplasm
Molecular function (GO): structural constituent of muscle; actinin binding
Source: RefSeq, a predicted model, not a curated record